Molecule: messenger RNA, 2651 nt
Organism: Arachis stenosperma
Lineage: Eukaryota; Viridiplantae; Streptophyta; Magnoliopsida; Fabales; Fabaceae
Exons: 4
Coding region: 1816-2367 (183 amino acids)
Source: RefSeq, a predicted model, not a curated record
GAGCUUUCUUUAGAGAUAUAUUUUUAGUCGGUUUGGUGUCCCAAGGACACUUAUUAGUGAUAGUGGAAGUCACUACUGUAACAGACAGCUGGACUCACUCCUACAGAGGUAUGGAGUCCGUCAUAAUGUGGCAAUCCCUAUCAUCCUCAGACAAGUGGACAUCUUGAGGUUUCUAAUAGGGAACUCAAGAGGAUUCUAGAGAAGUCCAUUAGUGUCUCAAGGAAGGACUGGUCUAGGAAGCUUGAUGAUGCUCUGUGGGCUUACCGGACAGCAUACGAGACUCCUAAUGGCAUGUCCCCUUAUCAGUUGAUCUAUGGUAAAGCCUGUCACUUGCUAGUGGAGCUGGAGCAUAAAGCUUACUAGGCAAUCAAGAUUCUGAACUUUGAUGCUCAGGCUACAAGAAUUAAGAGAAUGCUUCAGUUGAAUGAGCUUGAUGAAUUCAGAUAUUCAGCCUACGAGAAUGCAAAGCUCUAUAAGGAGAGAACUAAGAUAUGGCAUAACAAGAAGAUUGCCAUCAGAGUCUUUGAGCCAUGUCAGAAAGCGCUUCUAUUCAAUUUAAGGCUUAAACUCUUUCUCGGGAAGCUGAAAUCCCGGUGGUCAGGACCGUUUGUAGUAACCAGAGCUUCACCGUAUGGUCAUGUAGAGAUUUAGGAAGAGAAUUCUGACAGGAAAUUCACAGUUAAUGGCUAGAGGUUGAAGCACUAUCUUGGAGACGAGAUUGAUCGCCAAAGGUCUGCUCAUCUACUAAACUAGCAGAACUAACCGUCAAGCUAGUGACGUUAAAGAAGCGCUUGUCGGGAGGCAACCCGAUAAUUUCGUAUCCUUAGUUUAAUUUCUGUUACGCUAAUUUUAUUAUUUAUUUGAUUUUAUUUGAGUUUCAACUGUUUUUCCUUUGUUUUACGUGUGUUUUGAUCAUGCAGAAUAUUUAGAACAGGAACCCGGACACUUAGAAGAAUUUUUGACCACCCUGGAUAUGUAUGCUGCAGACUAGGUGGUGCCAAACUUGGUUCCAAGUUUGGCGCUGGAUGCUAUGCACAGCUUGGAGUUUGCUUCUGGAAGGUUGAAGCUAAACUUGGAAAAUUCCAAGUUUGGUACUGGAAACAACGUAUAAGGAGGAGAUUGGGAAGAGGGUGGCACCAAACUCCAGCUUUUCCAAGUUUGACGCCACCAUAAGGUAUCACACGUCUCAUGCUCUCUGCCAGGGGGAUGCCAAACUUGGCUCCCCUGGUGUGAGGCAGAAGGCAAUGGGAAUUGUAGUGGUUCCUGGUGCCAAACUUGGAGAGUCCAAGUUUGGCUUCAAGUCCUUAUUCUGCUGUAGCUUCGUUUCUCCUCGAAAACUCUGUCAACUUCGUCCAAAGUGUUAUCUGAAAUAAAUAGAAUUGCACACGACUCAAAGUGGCAUUCAUAGUGGCACAAAUAUAUUAAAUCUUGAUUAAACUUAGCAAUUCAAAUGCAAAUUCACUAGGAAAAGAUAGGAAAGAUGCUCACGCAUCAACAAUCCUACCCGAACGGAUUGGUCCGGGUUGGGUACCCGCUGGCAGGGUAUAUAUUGCCAGCCCUAAUGGUAGAGGGAGGGUUCCUGCCGGUACUACUGGGAAUUUUGGAUCAUCUCCCACAACUCCAACUACCCUGGUGAACAGGUUUUGGGUGCAUUGGACCAGCCAUUCAUCAUGGUCCUAAAUUCUAACUACGUCCCUGCAUCUACGGCGACGACGCCUCCAGCGAUGGACCCCGUGUCACUGGAAUCCUUUCAUGGAAGCCAGCUAGUUGAUGCCCGUUUGCUACCUCCCAUCAUACGGAUGAUGAUUUAGCCUGAUGGUAGAAUCGCCUGAACUUUAUAUGGGUACAAAGAGCAUGAUGCCCUCAUCAGGAAGAUAUAUGACCAUCGUAUGGGUAGGCGGUUGUAGAGCUAACAUGACAUCGGUCAAGUUCUCCAAGUAUACUAGCAGCUCAGCAACCUUCAUGAAGACUAACGCCAGACUGUCGAAGUCGUUGAAUCACGAUGCAACAUUGGCGAAAACCUUCAAGUACACCCAUACUUUGAAGGAGAACAAAGAGAGAUUUGCUGAUCAACGGUCUGCGGAUCAUUAUAGACUGGAGGCCGCAACUCAGCAAUCUCAACAAAGUCGGGAGGACGCCAGUGGUGCUGCUGCUUCAGUUGUUGAUCCCGAUACGGUUUCGCGGGAGAGCGUCUCAGCGCCAUACAAGAAUCGCGUACAUGGGUUGGGGUCGUUCUUCGCCAGCAGCCUCCGCACUUCCACAUUGAGGCCAUCAUCCGUCUGUGCCACCAAUCAAGCCGUCGAUCCCGACAAAGGCAUUCAUUUAAGGCUGCAGGUGCAAGAGCUCAACCGGAACCUUCACGAAUAGGCUCAAGAGCUAAUUGAGACUUGGGAGAGGUAUCAGGAGAUCCUCACAUGUGUAACCUCCAUGGAUGACCUCAGGCUGGAGUGGAGGGAGCAGCUGGAGUGGUUUCAGCGGAUGGAGCAACAGAUGGAGGUGUACCAGGCUCAAAUGCGCGCUGCUGGCAUCGAUUCUGCUGGUGGCAGCAGUAGUGCUGCUGGUGGGACACAGAUAUCACCACCUCCUCUGCCGCCUCAGUAGGACUACAGGAACGACGACGACUACUACCAGGAUCUUUAGUGAUUAGGAAU